Molecule: messenger RNA, 771 nt
Organism: Synchytrium microbalum
Lineage: Eukaryota; Fungi; Chytridiomycota; Chytridiomycetes; Synchytriales; Synchytriaceae
Exons: 7
Coding region: 1-771 (256 amino acids)
Biological process (GO): actin cortical patch localization; plasma membrane tubulation; endocytosis
Cellular component (GO): medial cortex; Rvs161p-Rvs167p complex; mating projection tip
Molecular function (GO): protein binding; lipid binding
Source: RefSeq, a predicted model, not a curated record
AUGAGUUGGUCUGGCUUCAAGAAGGCAGUCAAUCGAGCAACGACUUCGGUCGCUCAAAAUCUGGGAGCUAUGGAAAAGACUGUGGAUAGAGAGUAUGAGGAAGAGGAGAGGAGGUAUAAAGUGCUUGAAACCAAGGUGGAGAAGCUUCAUAAGGAGGCUAAAGGAUAUCUUGAUUCAGUUCGUGCCAUGACACUCGCCCAAACACGUAUUGCCGACACCGUCGACCGCUUCUAUGAAGGCGUGAAUGGAGGAAUGGGGUAUGGAGCUCUCAAAUAUCGUGAGACUAUAUCUAAAAUGGAUGAAGAAGCUCGUACCUUGCUGGACUCGAAUUACAGAGCAGCAGUGCUGGACCCGCUGGGUAGAUUUGUCGGUGUGUUUCCAGAAGUGAAUGAAGCAGUUAAGAGGCGACAGAAAAAGCUAUUGGAUUAUGAUCGUCUCAGGUCUGGUGUCAGGAAACUUAUUGAAAAGCCUUCUGAUGAUGCUUCGAAAUUACCUCGAGCCGAAGCGGAAGCCAACCAAGCACGCGAAGUAUACGAGCGCCUGAAUGGACAACUCAUGGAAGAGUUACCGAAACUGGUUGAUUUACGAGUGCCGUAUUUGGAUCCAUGCUUUGAAGCUUUGGUCAAGUCUCAAUUGGCAUUCAGUCAAGAUGCGCACGAACGAUUGUCUGCGCUGCAACAGCAUAUGGGGCAAGGACAGAAUGUCGAAGGUGCUGUAGAGGGUGUGUUGCAACAGAUGAGGGAUUUGAGCAUAUGUGGAGGUGCUGUGUAG